AGAUAAAAACGUACCCCGUAGUUUUUGUUUAAUUUCUGCAUUACUAUUGAAUUUUACGUUUCAAUGAACUAAACCAACGUAUAAAUUUCGUCCAUAAUGGCUGAGGCUGUGCAAACUAAUAAUAAUGAUAACAAAACCGAAAAUAACCACAAAGAGAUAUUUCCUGAUGAAGUUAUAACUAAACUGACUACUGGGUUUACUGGGAUUUUCAAACCUCCAUUAGAACAAACCAAACACAAUCUUGGAGAAUUAUUAGAGAAGCAAGAGGUGUUGCUGGAACAACUACAUGAUGAAAAUCUAAAAGUGUCAUGGACGCAAAACUCAGUUGAACUGCAGAAAAUGUUUGACAUCAUCAGCACUUAUCACAACAAACUAGUAAAUAUCAAAAAUAUGAGAAUGCUGCAUGACAAAAAUAUAAAGUUAAAGAAGAGAGCUCUCAGGCUUCAGCAACACAAAGAGAAACUUGAUCACUUGCAAAAUCAACAGAAAGAGAUUGAUUUAAAGAGAGAACAAGAACUUAUUGGUAAAAGUAGCAGCAAACCAAGUUGAACUCUAUUAAUAUUGAUACAAUAUAAAUUGUUUACUUAUAUUCUGGUUAAUAAUGGCACAUUUUUGACACAUUGUGGUGAUUGUUAUGCAAUAAAAAAACUUUAUAAAUUUG
This is a messenger RNA of Dalotia coriaria, 661 nucleotides long. It is a transcript of the gene Pldn, whose product is annotated as biogenesis of lysosomal organelles complex 1 subunit pallidin. Lineage: Eukaryota; Metazoa; Arthropoda; Insecta; Coleoptera; Staphylinidae. Gene Ontology annotation, cellular component: BLOC-1 complex; transport vesicle. The record is from RefSeq and is a predicted model, not a curated record. Gene Ontology annotation, biological process: intracellular transport.